Messenger RNA from Habropoda laboriosa, 934 nucleotides. RefSeq names its product RNA-binding protein 42. The coding region runs from base 17 to 925 and encodes 302 amino acids. Lineage: Eukaryota; Metazoa; Arthropoda; Insecta; Hymenoptera; Apidae. Gene Ontology annotation, molecular function: mRNA binding. The record is from RefSeq and is a predicted model, not a curated record. The transcript is spliced from 5 exons.
CAAUAAGAGUACCAAAAUGGAUGAUAAAUUACGUCAAAUGGAAGAUGAGAUGAACAGGUUUGAAGCUGAGAUUGGUGGACAAUUAGUUACACCAAUGGUAAGACCUGUAAUUGGUGCAAAUACAUAUAAUCAAGUAGCUAGACAAUUGGAACAACAUGAACUUCCAACACCAGUUGUUGCUGCUGCUGCAGCUAGUUUAGCUUUUCCUCCAAUGAUUGGAUUUCCACCUCCANUUCCCUCUAUAACAACAUAUUCAUCACCUGCCCAGAUAAGUAAUCCGUAUUUACCAAAUAUGGUGGAUCCCUGUUUAACUGCUACUCCAAAAACCUAUGAAUCUACAUCAACACCAAUGAUUCAUCCAGAAAUUAUUGAACAGAUUAUCAAUACAAAAAUCCCAGAAGAUGACAGCAAAAAAAAACCCAAGGUAAAAGGUGUUAGUACUGCAGCAGAACUAGCAAUUAGUCAAGGAAAAGCAAGUUCCAUUAUGGCUAAUGCUAGUGCAGAAGAGACACAUCCUAAAGGUAAAGGAAAGAAAAAUAAGAAAAUUGUACGAAUGGCUGGUGGACAAAUAUGGGAAGAUCCUUCUUUGUUAGAAUGGGAUGAUGAUGAUUUCAGAAUAUUUUGCGGAGAUUUAGGAAAUGACGUUACAGAUGAAAUGCUAGUAAGAGUCUUUGGCAAAUAUCCGAGUUUUCAAAGAGCAAAGGUAGUCAGAGAUAAAAGAACAAACAAGACGAAAGGAUUUGGAUUUGUGUCUUUCAAGGAUCCACAAGAUUUUAUCAAAGCAAUGAAAGAAAUGAAUGGACGAUACGUAGGUUCACGUCCCAUAAAACUACGGAAGAGCUCGUGGAAGCAACGAAAUUUGGAGACAGUACGGAAAAAAGAGAAGGAAAAGCAGGCGUUAAUUGGUUUGUUGACCGGCCGGUGACGUGAUGGA